This is a messenger RNA of Stereum hirsutum FP-91666 SS1, 963 nucleotides long. RefSeq names its product peroxisomal dehydratase. The coding region runs from base 1 to 963 and encodes 320 amino acids. Gene Ontology annotation, cellular component: peroxisome. NCBI's taxonomy places the organism in Eukaryota, Fungi, Basidiomycota, Agaricomycetes, Russulales, Stereaceae. The transcript is spliced from 9 exons. The record is from RefSeq and is a predicted model, not a curated record.
AUGUCGACAACGGUCUCUGUGGAAGCGUUGAAGAAAGCGGUGGGACAUAUUUAUCCGGACCAACCUGUCGCAUGGAAUAAGCGAGACCUUCUCAUCUACGCUAUUGGCAUCGGGGCGAAAGCGAAUGACUUUCCUCUGGUUUACGACAAGAACUUCGCCGCUUUCCCAACGUUCCCUGCCACUUUCUUCCUCAAAGGUGCCGACCAGGACGUGAACCUCUUCGCAUCCAGAGUGGCAAGCGCCACGUCGCCACCCGGUCUCCCAAAGUUCGAUCCGAAUCGCGGUGUGCACGCCACACAGACUAUUGAGAUCCUGAGGCCUCUUCCGUUGGUGAGUGGGGACGGAUGGAAGAUGAACAGGCGGUUGACGGGUAUCUCGGAAAAUAAGUCGGGGGUCAUACUCGAGAACGAAUACACACUCGUCGAUCCUAAGGGUACACCCUACGCCAAACUCUUCUCCGCCUCCUUCAACCUCGGCGCCAAACUCACCGGCACCCGCUUCUCGCACACGAUCGCCUCUCCCCCAAAAUCUACAAAAUCGUUCGAUCCGAAAAGUAAGCCCGACUGGACGAUCAGGGAUAAGACGAGCACGGAACAGGCGUUGAUAUAUCGCUUGAGCGGGGAUUACAAUCCGUUGCAUAUCGACCCCUCGAUUGGCGCCCGCACUGGCUUCGGUGGCGUAAUCCUGCACGGCCUCUCGACCUACGGUUUCGCCGCGCGUCACCUCGUCAGCGCGAUAGGCGGGAACGACCCCUCGUCUCUGAAGUAUUUCAGUGCGAGGUUCACGAGCCCUGUGAGGCCGGGGGAUGAGCUUGAGACGAGGGCGUGGGAGUUGGGGGGUUUAGGAGAUGAGUGGAGGGAGAUAGGGUUUGAGACGUGGGAUUUGAGUUCGGGGAGGUGUGUUAUUGGAGGUGGCGUGGCGUGGGUCAGGAAGAGUGCGAGUGCGGAGAAGGCGAAAUUGUGA